This is a messenger RNA of Morchella importuna, 1236 nucleotides long. RefSeq lists its product as uncharacterized. Gene Ontology annotation, molecular function: tRNA-specific adenosine-34 deaminase activity. The transcript is spliced from 2 exons. Lineage: Eukaryota; Fungi; Ascomycota; Pezizomycetes; Pezizales; Morchellaceae. Gene Ontology annotation, cellular component: nucleus; cytoplasm. The record is from RefSeq and is a predicted model, not a curated record. The coding region runs from base 1 to 1236 and encodes 411 amino acids.
AUGUCUUCCCAGAUCCCCCUAGAGCAUGUACCCCACCCAUACGAGGUUAACAAUAAACCUUUCUAUAUCCAUAAAACCACACAGGAUGUUCAAAUUCCUACCGGAAAGCUUGCCCCUCUCCGAACUCUAGACGAAUUGAAGGCAGCUGUCCAAACCACCGAAAUUUAUAUCCUACCUAUACCUGCAAAAUCAGUCAACUCCGUCCUUAAUUCUCUCCGUGAAUUACUCCCCGAGUCCCACCCGCUGCAGCACCUCCGCCGCCUUGUAAAGCCUUCGUUUCUUCCUGUUUCAGUGGCCGAGAAGAUCCCGCCUAUUGCCACAACAAAAUCGGCUGUUAUGUACAUGCUCGUCUGCCCUACCGAGGCCAUAGCCCUUCCCGGGCUACAAUCGUUCUUGUCCGCACUUCCUGUGUUCACGGAAGACGGGGCAGAGGGCCCGCAAAUCAGUAUUAUCCCUGUCCCAUCAUGCCAGCCCAUCUCGGCCGCACAGGCGCAGGAGUGGUCAGAGAAAUACUGGCCGACAGUGUACAAGCGCGGGAACCCCUACGGGCCGCAUCCGGCGAUUGUAGAGAACGCGGCAAAUAAGCUUGGGAGGGCGGGUGAGUAUAUACAGCUUGCCCGAAGCGCUGGAGCUGCAGUUGCAGAUCUGGAUAUUGGUGAGCCUUUUGGGUGCGUUAUUGUUAAUCCAGAGACGGGGGAAGUUGUGGCUGCAGCUGGAGAUGGAAGGUGUAAGGGUGAUAAAGAGUGGGGAAACCCGCUGAAUCAUGCAGUGAUGAGAGCUGUUGCUAUGGUUGCACAGAAAAGACUUGAAACAGGUGAGGAGGUCAUGCCAAACAACCCAUGUAGACCCUUGACGGAGCUUGAGAGAGUAUACUUUGAGGCCAAAACUACAACCACUACUACUACUAUAACUCCAUUUGAGUUGGUGGAGACUGCGGAGACUGCGGAGAAUGAAGAAAAUGGAGAAAAUGGAGAGGGGUAUCUAUGUCAUAAUAUGCAUGUAUACCUCUCCCAUGAACCAUGCGUUAUGUGUGCCAUGGCUCUGCUUCAUAGCAGAGUUGGGGUUGUUGUAUUUGGACAGAAGGUUCCGAAGACAGGGGCACUAAUGGCUGAAGGUGAAGAUGGAGAGGGGACCGGGUAUGGCUUGUUUUGGAGAAGGGAACUUAACUGGAAAUUUUUAUGUUGGCAAUGGGUGGAUGAACUGCAUGAGAAGAUAAAAGAAGGGAUAUCUGUAUAG